CUCUAGGAUGACCCAGAAGGAGAAUGCCUAUCCAUGGCCCUACGGCCGGCAGACGCACAUUCCAACUAGGUCACUGGCACAAAGGCACCCUCAGAGCUGUCUGCUGCUCCUUAUCAGGCUCACUCUGGCCUAAACACCCUGCCCCAGAGAGUCCUCCAGAAGGAACUUGCCACGCCAUCUGCACUUGUCCUCAUGAGCCGCUCCAAUGCCCAGCCCACAGCUACUCCAGGCCAGAAGCUGGUGGAGAACAAUAGUGGGACAACCAACUUGUUAAUGCGGUUCUUCACACUUGACGACUUUGAGAUUGGGCGUCCUCUGGGCAAAGGCAAGUUUGGAAAUGUGUACUUGGCUCGGGAGAAGAAAACCCAUUUCAUCGUGGCACUCAAGGUCCUCUUCAAAUCUCAGAUAGAGAAGGAAGGUGUGGAGCACCAGCUGCGCAGGGAGAUUGAAAUCCAGGCCCAUCUGCAGCAUCCCAACAUCUUGCGUCUCUACAACUAUUUCUAUGACCGGCGGAGGAUCUACCUGAUUCUGGAGUAUGCCCCCCGAGGGGAGCUCUACAAGGAGCUGCAGAAGAGCCGCACUUUUGAUGAACAGCGAACAGCCACGAUCAUGGAGGAGUUGGCAGAUGCUCUGAUUUACUGCCAUGGGAAGAAGGUGAUUCACAGAGACAUAAAGCCAGAGAAUCUGCUCUUGGGGCUCCAGGGAGAGCUGAAGAUUGCCGACUUUGGCUGGUCUGUGCACGCCCCCUCCCUGAGGAGGAAGACGAUGUGUGGCACCCUGGACUACCUUCCCCCAGAGAUGAUUGAGGGGCACACACACAAUGAGAAAGUGGAUCUGUGGUGCAUCGGGGUGCUCUGCUACGAGCUGCUGGUGGGAAACCCGCCCUUCGAGAGUGCUUCACACAAUGAGACAUAUCGGCGCAUUGUCAAGGUGGACCUGAAGUUCCCUUCUUCUGUGCCUACAGGAGCCCAGGACCUCAUCUCCAGGCUGCUCAAACAUAACCCCUCAGAACGCCUGCCCCUGGCCCAGGUCUCAGCCCACCCUUGGGUCCAGGCCCACUCUCGGAGGGUGCUGCCUCCCUCUGCCCUUCAGUCUGUCCCCUGAAUUCUCCCUGUCAUUUAUUCAGUUGCGUCUGUGUUUGUCUAGUUGGAAGGUGGGGUCCCUGGCCUGUUCUCUUAUCUGUCUUCUACCUCCUUUUUAUUUAAUAAAAGCUGAAGCAUUUUAUACUGAUGAGUGUAGAUAAUUUACAGGCAGACUUUGCUACGGAGGAAGCUGUCUUCUGUGGGAGAAGGCUGGGGAUUGUUAGUGCUGAGUACCGGAUGGGCACUACCUCACUGCUUCUGCUAGCCCCCGGUCAGCAUCCAGUCACCCCCAAACUCUUCCUUCCCCUGCUCUGACUCAGGGCCUGGGGGUGGUGGGGACCUCUGCUCCACUCUGCUGAGGACCCAACCAUCUCUGCCCACCUUCUGCUUCUCGCUCUCAAUUGUCUGAUCUCUAGUCAUUCCCUCUCCUAGUUCAGUCCCUGCCUACCUUGGAGCAACUGAUCAUGGCUGUACCCUAGAAGUUGUCUUUUUUGUUUGUUUUACUGCUCUGAUCAGGAGAUAGUAUGGGAGUGAACAAAAGCAGUACUGAUGGUGUCUUGUACCUGACUUAAGAUUUCACUAUUAAAUAUGAUGCUUCCUGUAGGUUUACCCCAUUUACAGAUAAGUAAACAGACUCAGAGGGGUGACAUUAUCUGCUAAAAGUCAAACAAUUAGUAAGUGGGAGAGCCCAAUUUCAAACUCAAAGUGCACAUUCUAGGUAUAACGAUGCCUUUCCAUAGCACACAGACUGAUAUGUGUAUAUAUAUCACAGAAUUGGAACACGAAUUCGUUUUUUCUUUUGCUGUGUAUAGUCAAACAAAAAGUCCUUUAUCAAGUUAAGGAAGGCCUAUUCCUGCCUUGCUAAGGUUUUGUAUCAUGAAUAGGUGUUAUCAAAUGCGCUUUCUGUAUCAUUUAUUUGUUCUUUUAAUCAGAUGUGAAGUACAUCAAUAAAUUUUAUUACUUUUA
Manis pentadactyla (Chinese pangolin) is the source of this 2048-nucleotide messenger RNA. It is a transcript of the gene AURKB, whose product is annotated as aurora kinase B. The coding region runs from base 193 to 1104 and encodes 303 amino acids. The record is from RefSeq and is a predicted model, not a curated record. Gene Ontology annotation, biological process: regulation of cytokinesis; mitotic spindle organization; protein phosphorylation. The transcript has 8 exons. Gene Ontology annotation, cellular component: spindle pole centrosome; chromosome passenger complex; spindle microtubule. Lineage: Eukaryota; Metazoa; Chordata; Mammalia; Pholidota; Manidae. Gene Ontology annotation, molecular function: ATP binding; protein kinase activity.